Beta vulgaris subsp. vulgaris (sugar beet) is the source of this 517-nucleotide messenger RNA. RefSeq lists its product as hypothetical. The record is from RefSeq and is a predicted model, not a curated record. The coding region runs from base 1 to 357 and encodes 118 amino acids. The transcript is spliced from 2 exons. Gene Ontology annotation, biological process: systemic acquired resistance. Lineage: Eukaryota; Viridiplantae; Streptophyta; Magnoliopsida; Caryophyllales; Amaranthaceae. Gene Ontology annotation, molecular function: fatty acid binding.
AUGAAAUCUUCAGUGAAUCAAAUUGUUCUGUUUCUGUUUGUUCUUGCUCUCUGCAUUGCAGGAUUUCAUGGGGUAAAUGCUCACGGUGAGUGUGGGAGAGCAUCGCCAGAACGAGAGGCAUACAAACUUGUUCCUUGUGCUGUGGCAGGACAGGAUGUGAAUGCCCCAGUUUCAGAUGCUUGCUGUGCUAAGAUUAAACAGUUAGGCCAGAACCCGAGCUGCCUCUGCGCAGUGAUGCUCUCUAACACCGCCAAAAGUUCCGGAGUUAAGCCUGAGGUUGCUGUUACUAUUCCUAAGCGAUGCAACUUAGCUGAUCGCCCUGUUGGGUACAAGUGUGGUGCUUACACAUUGCCUUGAAGAGUGAAGAACCCAUCUCAUCACAUCACAUGUAGUACUGAACUUCCUAAGAAUAGUUGGAUAUGGCGAUAGAAGCUUGCAUUUGUGCUUAGCUUUUCUAAUACAGACAGAUGUAUUAGAACUUGGAUGAUAUGAAUAAAGUAUUGUUUUCAAUUUUCAA